UUUAUUUAUACGAGCAUCAUUGUUUAUCACCGUGAAGUCCAUUUUAAAACACGACGGCAAAGUUGUUCCUGUGUUUCCAGUCGGACAGUAAACAGGACGGAAGCUAAACAGCCACGUAGUAAAAAGACGAAGCUCGCAGAAAGAUGGUGUUGUGAAAAACUGAUGCCAGUGAGACCUGCAGCACCAACCACACGCUCUACAAGGAAAUGGCCACUAGUCAGUAACAGGCUGCUCAAAUGGAGGUUUACAUUGAUCAAUCACCCAUAUCCAAAGAAACGUUGUCUGUGCAAGAUGACGUGCAGUUGAGGAAGCAGGAAUUGGACAACUGUCAGUUGAAAAAUGGAGGCGUACCUAAUGGUUCUGUCGCCUCAGAUGUGACGCCUAGUGGGGAUGGACUGACAGAGGGCUCUGGUGUUAGGGGAGAUGCACUUGCAAAUGGCCCAGUGCCCCCGACUGCCCCUCCACAGAGCAGCAGCUCCCCUGUCAACUCACAAGAGCCCUCCUCCCCCCAAGGUGUGGCUGCUCAUCCACCCAUGAUGCUAGAGUCUGUGGGAGCUAGUGCUGAGUUCUCGGUUCACAAAGGGGAAACGUUGCAGUCACUCAGACUCAGUAUGCCUAUGCAGGAGACUCAAUUGUCCAAUCAGCAGCCUUCAAUGGAGAUGGAGAACGAGGAAAAGAUCCGUCUGGAGGCUCGUCGCCGCUUGGAGGAGCAACUCAAACAGUACAGAGUGCAGAGACAUAAGGAGAGAUCCCAUCGCAGCUCUACCAAGAACAGACACAGUACUCUGGACCCGGAAUUGAUGUUGCACCCAGAAGCUUUGCCAAGGGCCAAUACCGUCGCCAUGACAAAGGAGUACUCCUUCCUCAGGACCAGUGUCCCCCGUGGUCCCAAACUGGGGAGCUUAGGAAUCCCUCCUCCCAAGGAGAAGAAGUCCAGGUCUUCCCGGGCCAACAAGAUCCACUCACUGGCUGAUCUAAGGUCACCAGAGGAUGAUGGGGGAGGCGGAGGAGGUGGAGGAGUGACAGCUGACAGCUCCAUGGGCUCCAUCCAGUCCACUAUUAGUUCAGUGUCCACCCUGUCUGAAGUCAGCGUCAUGUCAGAGAGCAGCUCGUGUGAUGCAGAACGACCACACAGUGUUUCGCUGCAGGUCGUUGACAAUGCCUCUGAAAUUGACGGGAGUGAAUCAGGAACUAGGCCAGGGAACGACGGCAAUGACAGUGACAGCUCUACCUAUAGCAGCGUGUCCACUCGAGGGACAUAUGGUCUACUCUCAGCUGCAGUGGAGCGCCCACAGGGCCCCUACACGGUGGAGGGGAGGGAGAUUGCUCCUGAGGCCAUGGGUCAGUUCCCUUCGCUUCAGGAGGUCUUGCAGGCAGCCAGCGACGAGCAGCACCACCUGGCAAUGGAGCAAGACGCAGCUUCAGAACCUCGUAGCCGCAGAGACAGUUUCUCCAGCAGUAUUUCCCUGGAAAGCUCGGUGAUGGGACACGAUGAAAUGCUCCAAGUUCUGAAGGAGAAGAUGAGGCUUGAGGGUCAGCUAGAAUCACUUUCGUCUGAAGCCACUCAGGCACUCAAGGACAAGACGGAGCUCCAGGCGCAGCUCGCUACUGUCAACGCUCAGCUAAAUGCUAAAAACGAGGAAGCUCAAGUGAGUCAGGAGAAGCAGGCUGCCCUCAGCACAGAGGUGGGAACACUGAAACAGAACUGCAGUCAGCUUGAAAAAGCCAUGGUGGAGCUCCAGGGGAGUUUGGAGAACAAAAACGCCAGUCUGACGUCCCUGAGCAACGACUUGAAGGUGGCUGAGGACCAAUACCAGAGACUGAUGGGGAAGGUGGAGGAGAUGCAAAACACUGUGAUGUCAAGAGAUAGUACAGUUCAAGGGUUGCGUCAGCAGAUGGGUGGCCUACAAAGCCAACUCCAACAAGUCCAGCUGGAACGCAGCACCCUGCAGAGUCGACUGAAAACUUCCCAGGCUGAGAUAGACUCGCUCCAGCAGGUCAGACAGUGGUACCAGCAGCAGCUAGCUCGGGCCCAGGAGGCACGAGUGCAGCUUCAAAGUGAAAUGGCAAACAUGCAAGUUGGGAAGAUGACCCAAAUUGGUGUCCUGGAACAUCUGAAGCUUGAAAAUGUGAACCUGUCACACCAGUUAACUGAGACGCAACACCGCUCCAUCAAAGAAAAAGAGAGGAUUGCUGUUCAGUUGCAGAGCAUAGAGGCAGAUAUGAUGACCCAAGAAGCAGCAUACAAGCAAAUCCAGGAUGCUAAGAGCAUGGUGGAAGAUGACCUGCAGCACAAACUGGAGGAGUUUGAGCAAGAACGAGAACACCUUAUCAAGCUAGCCAACACAGCCAGUCACUUGGAAAGGGAACUUGAUCAGGUGAAAGUGACUCUGUCUCAGAAAGAUGUGCAGCUCCAUCAGCUCCAGAAUGAGCAUCUGGAGCUGAUGCGCCAGCUCACCACCACUCAGGAGAACCUGCAUACCAAAGAGCAGUCCAUCAAUCAGCUGGAGGCUCGGUUUCUGGAGCUGGAGUCUCAGCUGGCCGAGCUGCAAACUGACAGCAAUGCGAAGGACGACAAUAUCCAGUUCCUCCAGAACGAAAAAAUCGUUCUCGAGGUGGCGUUGCAGGCAGCGCGGGCCGACAAGAGCCAACUGGAUGAAAAUGCUGAACGACUGGGAGAGGAUGUUCUGGUGGCAUCAGAUGUUCUGGAUCAACUCAGACAGGACGUACAGGUCAAAUCAAGUCAGAUUGAAACUCUUCAACAAGAAAAUGGUUCACUGAAGAAGCAGGUACAGAAGCUGAAGGACCAGUUCCAACAACAAAAGGUGAUGGUGGAAGCCUACCGGCGGGAUGCUGUCUCCAAGGAACAGCUGAUCAAUGAGCUCAGAUCCACUAAGAAGCGUCUGCUGGCCGAGGUGAAGGAUUUGAAGCAAGAAGUGCUGACUAUUCAGGGGGAAAAGCAGAAGGCCGAUCUGGAGCAAGCUCGGCUGCAGAAGGAGGUUACGAGGGUCCAGGAGCAGAUGAGCAACAUGGAAGCACAUCUCCAAACCAUCCAGAGUGAAAGAGACCAGCUUGAAAUGCAAAUCCAGUCCUUGCAGUUCGAUCAGAGUCAACUUGUGGCUGUGACGAAGGAAAACGAUGGCCUGAGGAAGCAGGUGGAGAAAAUGGAGGGGGAAGCUAAGAAGGCGAUUUCUGAGCAGAAGGUGCGCAUGAAGAGGCUGGGGACAGACCUGACCAGUGCUCAGAAGGAGGUGAAGGCCAAACACAAGGCUUACGAGAAUGCUGUGAGCAUCCUGAGCCGGAGGCUGCAGGAGGCACUGACCGACAAGGAGACAGCUGAAGCAGAGCUGGUCAAGCUCAAAGCUCAAGUGUCAGAUGGAGGAAACAGCCAGGUCUUGCAGGAGAAGAUCAAAGUACUGCAGACUGAGCUUCAGUCUGUCGUCAAAAGCAAGACCAUGCUGGAGAAAGAGCUGCAAGAAGUGAUCACCCUCACGUCUGUGGAAUUGGAGGAGUACCAAGAGAAGGUUCUGGAGUUGGAGGAUGAGCUUCAAGAAUCCCGAUGCUUCAAAAAGAGGAUCCGAAAGCUGGAAGAUGCUAACAAAAAGCUGGCCCUUGAGCUGGAACAUGAAAAAGGGAAAAUGGCCGGAUUAGCUCAAUCCCACAAUGCACUGAAGGAACAUGCCAAUAUUUUAGAGUCUGCAUUAGCCAAACGAGAGGCGGACCUUGUCCAGCUCAAUCUACAGGUUCAAGCGGUUUUACGGCGAAAAGAGGAGGAGGACCAGCAAAUGAAGCAGGUGGUGCAAACUCUUCAACUCGCUUUAGAGAAGGAGAAAACCAAAGUCAGAGACCUAAAAGAUCAGGUGGCAGCAGCGAAAGCAGAAGCGGCCCACAACCGAAGGCACUACAGAGCUGCCAUGCUGGAGCUUUCUGAGAUUAAGAAGGAUCUGCAGGCCAAAGAGGAACUUGUCAGAACCCUGCAGAGUGAAGCUAAAAAACUACAAGCCCAGGACAAAAAGCAUGCAGAAGAGGUGUCCAGUUUUCAAGAGGAGCUCGCAGAGGCUCACUCACAGCUUCAGAUCCUGCAAAAGCAGCUGGACGAUGAAUUGUCCAAGCAGCCUCUCACAAACCAAGAGGUGGAGGACCUGAAGUGGGAGGUGGAGCAGCGUCAGAGGGAGAUUGAAGCUCAGAAGCAGCAGCUGGAGAUGGUGGAGCAGUGUCACCAGAGGGAACUGGACAACAUCCAGACAGCGCUGCAGAACAUCAAAGUGGAGUUGGAGACGGUGCAGGAAGAGCUGGGCAGCACCAGGAAAGACAAGUUUAUGCUGCAGGCUAAAGUGGGAGAGCUGAGAAACACUAUGAAGACGGUCCUACUCCAGAAUCAGCAGCUAAAACAGGACCUCAAACAGAGCCGGAUAAGAAAGCAACGGAUGGAAUUGAAAACUGAGGGGAACCCAUCCACCCCAGUGACACCAGUGAAGAUCCCAGACUGCCCGGUACCGGCGUCUCUACUGGAUGAACUGCUGAAGCCAUCAACAUCUGUAAACAAGGAACCCCUCAACAACCUGCACAACUGUCUACGUCAACUCAAGGAAGAAAUGGACAGUCUCCAAAAGCAGAUGGAGGAACACACAGUCACGGUACACGAGUCGAUGAGUUCAUGGACGAACACAGAGGAAAGGCUGACUGAACUGGGGCUCCAAAACGAUGUCUCUAUUUCAUCAGCCGCUCUAAACAAUGCAGUUGUUGAAGACGACGACGACGCAGAGGAGCAGCAGGCAUAAUUUAGAGACUUAUCUCAGGCAAACCGAGGGAGAGUGGAGUUUUAUCCACAACGGCACUUUUUAAAACUCCUGCUCUCUUGAUCCUAACAAUUGCUGCCAACAUUUGGCGUCUCCCCCACUGGCACAGAAGUGCGUCGCAGAGUAAUACGUUUUAUCAUAGCUUUAUUCUUUAUGCUUACUUUGAUGCUUGUUUAUAUUUUUGUCAGAUUUAUUUAUUACAGAUAAAAAUAAAUUAUUCCUAAAAUUGACCCCUCAGUUCACGAAACAUUAAGCCAGUUUAUUUUCCUGACAAGAUUAUCCACACACUUUUUGCAAUCUUGAAUCAGUGGCUAUAAAGCAGCUCAUUUAAAAAAGUAUUCCAGUGGCUCAAAACACUCCCACUACACUGGCCAAACUCAGUUCUUCCAUUUCUGCGUGCCUCUCUCAUCUAUGCUGUGACUGACAAUAUUACUUCCUUUUGGUUACGAUGUUCUUUCAGUCCUGGUUGAAUGCGUCUUUGUUAAAAUGCAGUGUUUCUUCCACAUGUUAUCAUAUCGCCUUGUGUUCUUAAACUCUAGAUAAUUCAAUGUUUCGUCAAGCAUGGACUGCAGUAAUUUGUACCCAAAAAAAGCCUUAAAUCAUAUAUUAUGUAUAGCAAAAGGACUGUGUUUGAUGGGAUGAAAGUAGUUCUGACGUGAGUGUAUGUUAGUGUGUGUGUCUGUGUAAGAUCCUGGUUAAGUAUACAGUACCGUAAGUGGGUCACUUAAACUGGCAUUUUAUCUCAACUGACUGUAAGGUGGACGAAGAGCUUGAACUGUUACUAACUUCUUCUUAAUGUAUAUUCAGUUCAGUUACAAAAAAAAAAAAAAAUCAAACGUUAAGCCUGUUUUAUGGCUCAUAGUUUGGAUGUCAAUUCCAGAGUUUAAUAUAUAAUUUGUUUUGUAUUGUUGUAAAUCCAUUUGAUUUGUGUAAAGAAGGUAGAAUGCAAGAUAUCACAUGCAAAACUAAUCCAAGCAGCCUGUUCAGGUUAACACAACAGAAAAUGGGGGCCAUCGUUUGUAACUGCUGCCGUUGACAAAAAGAUAUGUCAUGUUUUUUAACACCAUUGUUUGCUUCUGUAUUUCCAAAGGGAUAAAAAAAUAUUUUGAGGUGAAUGCUUUCAAAGGAUACAAACAGUACAUGUUGACAAACUGUCUUCUGAAUAAAUCU
This is a messenger RNA of Synchiropus splendidus (mandarinfish), 5969 nucleotides long. It is a transcript of the gene golga3, whose product is annotated as golgin A3. The record is from RefSeq and is a predicted model, not a curated record. Bases 237 to 4781 code for a protein of 1514 amino acids. NCBI's taxonomy places the organism in Eukaryota, Metazoa, Chordata, Actinopteri, Syngnathiformes, Callionymidae. The transcript has 24 exons.